Molecule: messenger RNA, 714 nt
Organism: Saprolegnia parasitica CBS 223.65
Lineage: Eukaryota; Oomycota; Saprolegniomycetes; Saprolegniales; Saprolegniaceae
Exons: 4
Coding region: 1-714 (237 amino acids)
Source: RefSeq, a predicted model, not a curated record
AUGGGCGAGAGGCGGACGACGACCUGUGCGCUGUGCCACCGGUCCUACGGCGCCGGCUUCGAGUCGACCUCGGGCAACGACAUUUGGCGGGCCCGUCGCAUGCUUCGGCGGCGCGGGCUUGUCCACGACGACGACGGCAACGACGACCUUUUGACUUGCAGCGCCAACGACGGCGUCGCCCGUGUCUGUGUCUUUUGCGCCCAAUUUGUGACGACGGCCGUGACGCGGGAUUGCAGACGCUUGGACGAGACGCGCUGCGCGCUGCAGCGACCGUCGACGACGACCAAGCGUGCGAUGAGUCUCGUCGUGCGUCAUGACGCGAGCGCCAGCAUCAUCAACUCGGUCGAGACGCUGCGGUCGCUGCCCACGGACCUCAACCGCAUUCUGCGCAUUCGUCCGUCGACGUCGUCGAGUCCGCGCGCGACAUUGUGCAACCUCAAGCUCCAGCAGCAGCGCGAGGCGCGGACCAUUCUUGCACAGGACCUGCGCCCGCGGCGAACGAGUGGUCGGCGGCCAGUUGUUGGCACUUCGGCCGCGACCCCGGUUGAUCGGCUUCGGCUGCUCGGUCCGACACCGGUCGUGCCGCCUGCUGGUGUCCAGACGAGGCCGUACCGGACAGCCGCUUCCCCUGUCCACCACGUCAAGGCGGGGACGCUCGUCCAGACGACCAGCGGGCGGUUUGCGCGCCUCGAGGUGCGGUGGCCGGCGCUGUAG